Molecule: messenger RNA, 2179 nt
Organism: Nanorana parkeri
Lineage: Eukaryota; Metazoa; Chordata; Amphibia; Anura; Dicroglossidae
Gene: WDR1
Product: WD repeat domain 1
Exons: 16
Biological process (GO): positive regulation of actin filament depolymerization; actin filament depolymerization; sarcomere organization
Cellular component (GO): cortical actin cytoskeleton
Molecular function (GO): actin filament binding
Source: RefSeq, a predicted model, not a curated record
GCCUGCCAGACUGAGCGAGCUUGUAGCUGGAGGCGGCCAGGAGGGAGCGGGCUGGAGCUCCAGCGGAGGAGCGUUCAUUGUUGACCAUAUAUAGUCAUAGGCACAGGGAGACAUCGCAGCUGUGAGCUCGGCUUUGGCUUCCGGGUUUGAAUUGCGGGGCGGCUGAUAGAGAGCUGGCAGUACUGACACUGUGCGGACCGGGCUCAGCACGCAGGAAAGAUGCCUUACGAAAGCAAAAGUGUGUUUGCCAGCCUUCCUCAGAUGGAAAGAGGAGUGGCAAAAGUUCUGGGCGGGGACCCGAAGGGCAAGAACUUUCUGUACACGAAUGGGAAAUGUGUUAUCAUCCGGAAUAUUGAGAACCCAGCUAUUGCCGAUGUCUACACUGAACAUGCUCAUCAAGUUGUUGUUGCCAAAUACGCUCCCAGUGGAUUCUACAUCGCAUCUGGAGAUGUUACUGGUAAAAUAAGAAUUUGGGACACCACGCAGAAGGAGCACCUGCUGAAAUAUGAAUACCAGCCUUUUUCUGGAAUUGUUAAAGACAUGGCCUGGACGGAAGACAGCAAGAGACUAUCAGCGGUCGGGGAAGGACGAGACAUGUUUGGUGCAGUGUUUCUUUGGGAUACUGGCUCCUCUGUUGGAGAAAUUACAGGACACAACAAAGUGAUCAACUCUGUGGACAUCAAGCAGACCCGGCCCUAUCGGCUUGUGACUGGCAGCGACGACAACUGCACCGCUUUCUUCGAGGGACCACCUUUCAAAUUCUAAUUUACAGUUGGUGACCAUAGUCGUUUUGUAAACUGCGUGCGGUUUUCACCUAAUGGGAACACAUUUGCAACUGCAAGUGCGGAUGGUCAGAUCUUUUUAUACGAUGGCAAAACUGGUGAGAAAGUGGGCCAGCUUGGAGCAGGAAAAGCCCAUGAUGGAGGAGUUUAUGCAAUUAGCUGGAAUGCUGACGGCACUCAACUUCUGUCUGCGUCUGGGGACAAAACUGCAAAAAUCUGGGAUGUUGCGGCUAACUCAGCAGUCACCACAUUCUCUCUCGGCACAGAUACGCUGGAUCAGCAGCUGGGAUGCUUGUGGCAGGGGAAUUACUUGCUGAGUGUUUCUUUGUCUGGCUAUAUCAAUUAUCUGGACAAAAAUAAUCCAAGCAGACCUUUACGUGUGGUCAAGGGGCACAGCAAGUCUAUCCAGUGCAUGACUGUCCACAACCUUGAUGGUCGAGCCACAAUUUAUUCUGGCAGCCAUGAUGGACAUAUCAAUUAUUUCGAUGCUGCGUCAGGCGAGAAUGACACCUUCUCUGGAAAGGGCCACACAAACCAGGUGUCCAGCAUGGCCGUGAACAGCUCCAACCAACUUGUCACUUGCAGCAUGGACGACACUGUGCGUUACACUGACAUCAUCAAAAAGGCCUACAGUCCUCAGGAUGCCGUAAAGUUGGAUGUCCAACCAAAGGACGUUGCGGUGGGAUCUAAUGGAUACGCUGUAUUAGUCAGCAGUAGCCAGAUUGUCCUCCUGAAAGACAAGAAGAAAGUUUUUGUUGUUGACUCUCUGGAUUAUGAGCCGGAGUCGGUUGCUGUCCACAAAGGCUCUGGAACAGCUGCUGUUGGUGGAGUGGAUGGCGACAUCCACUUGUAUUCCAUUCAAGGGAACACUCUGAAGGAUGAGGGGAAGUCUCUGUCAGUUAAGGCUGUGGUAACCAGUCUUGCCUAUUCCAAUGAUGGUGCCUUCCUUGCUGCUACUGACGCCAACCGUGUGGUCACUGUUUUCAGCGUUGCUGAUGGAUAUGCAGAGAAGGACAAGUUCUAUGGACACCAUGCCAAAGUAGUGUGUGUUGCUUGGUCACCGGACAAUGAACAUUUUGCCACUGGAGGAAUGGAUAUGAUGGUCUUUGUUUGGACUCUGAGUGAUGCAGAUAAACGUAUUAAGAUGCCAGAUACCCAUCGGCUGCAUCACGUGACUGGAUUGGCCUGGUUGGAUGAGCACACGUUGGCCACUGUUUCCCAUGAUGCUUGUGUCAAACAAUGGACUGUCACUUACAAAUGAGCACAGAGCAUGGGCCAGCACAGGGAUAGCUAGGACUACUGCAAUUGGAGAUUCUAUAAGAAAAAUAUAUAUUUCUGUUAUAUGCUUUUGUGGUUUGCCACAUUCUCAUUCUUCAAAAAAAGAAAAAAAAAAAAGG